ACGUGCUCGGACUUGGAGAUGAGUCGCUCUACGGUGUUUAUCUAGUUGCUUGCCGGAUUCAGACGCAAAAAGAUCGACAACAGCAUGUCUGCUAAUUUGUUUGCAUCGUUUCUAAUUGCUUUGAUUGCCAAUUUGGCAAGCGCGGCAAUAGUACCGCGACUUCAAGACAACUACGUUCAGCUGGAGCCCGUCAGUGACAACAAAUAUACGCUCAGAAUCAAUGAAGGUGGCGCUCUGCGUGAGGAGACCGUGGAACUGAUCGCAUCUGGAGAGCCGAUAGUCAAGGGUCAGCUCACACAGCAGUAUGCCUCGCCGUCCGGAACUUUGACCGUUAUCUACGAAGCAGGCCUCAAUGGCUAUGUGGCCAAGUACAGUUUCGUGUCGACAACAGAAAUACCACCUGUGGUUGCCCUCAGUCCAGGCGCGUUGAAGGCAGCAUCUGGCUAACGAAUCCUACUUAAAUACUACAAAAGCCAGCUGGAAAUAUAUUGUAAAUAAAUAAUAAAUUGUCGCUUAAUAUACGAUUUGC
Drosophila navojoa is the source of this 529-nucleotide messenger RNA. RefSeq lists its product as uncharacterized. Lineage: Eukaryota; Metazoa; Arthropoda; Insecta; Diptera; Drosophilidae. The record is from RefSeq and is a predicted model, not a curated record.